Blumeria graminis f. sp. triticale is the source of this 1230-nucleotide messenger RNA. NCBI's taxonomy places the organism in Eukaryota, Fungi, Ascomycota, Leotiomycetes, Helotiales, Erysiphaceae. The record is from the annotation of a GenBank genome assembly.
AUGGAGGCAACCUCAGUCCCUCUGAGUCCAAAUAUAUCUUUGAACCGCCAAAAAGCUGACAAUCCAAGGGUCGCUGAUGAAGGAAUAAGCGCUGAUGAGAUCGCUCUCUACGACCGUCAGAUCCGCCUCUGGGGCGUUCAAGCACAAGAAAAAAUCCGAAAUGCCAAAGUUGUCCUCAUCCGAAUGAAGGCACUUGCCAAUGAAGUCGCAAAGAACCUAGUCCUUGCCGGGGUAUAUUCACUUACAAUCGUGGAUCAUGAACUCGUAAGCGAAAGUGAUUUAGGCGCACAAUUCUUUGUAUCAGAAUCAGAUAUUGGAAAAAAUAGAGCCGAGGCUGCAGCAGUCCAAGUCCGAAAGUUGAAUCCAAGAGUCCAAGUGAUCGUAGAUCAGUCAGACAUACGAGAAAAGCGGGCGGAAUACUUUGGCGCCUUUGACAUUGUGAUUGCUUUAGAUCUCCAUCCUAACACCCUGAAUAUAAUCAAUACCGCUACUAGAUUGAAUCAUAAGCCUUUCUAUGCCGCUGGGGUACAUGGUCUCUAUGGGUUUCUCUUUUCCGACCUUAUCCAGCAUGAUUUCGUGGUGGAGCGAGAAAGGGGCAAUCGAAACACAUCCGUUACAACUGAAACUAGGACUAGAAGUGUUGUGGAGGUGAAGGAAAAGAAAGAAAAUAGUAAGACCUUCGAGCUAGUUAGCAAACGCGAACUUUUCUCUACAUGGUUCCUAGCCAGCGACGUUGCUGGCCUGCCGGAUGAAUUUCUCAAGAGAAGAAAUCGAUUGAAAGCCGUCACGCCCAUUCUUUCCUGCUUCCGAGCUCUAUGGAAUUUUAUUCAAGUCCAGGACCAUUACCCCCGAACUGCCGACGAUUUGAAGCUCUUCACGCGCCUCGCCACCCAAAAGCAUAAAGCCCUCGGCCUUCCUGAUGAGACAUUGCGAUCCGAAAUUCUUCGAAAAUUCCUCCAAAAUAUUGGUACAGAGAUCGUUCCCGUCACUGCCAUACUGGGUGGCCAGCUUGCGCAAGAUGUCAUUAAUGUUCUCGGUGCUCGCCAGCAGCCAAUCCAAAACAUAGUUAUCUUUGAUGGCUAUUCCAUAGAAGCGCCCGUGUUUUCACUUCACCCUGAAGGUAUGCUUGGUGAGGCUCUGCUUCCUAUUUCGACCAUGGUGGACAAGAGCCCCGUGGCCGCUGGGGAAUCUCAUGCCCCAUGCAAUGGCAUACAGGCGGAUGCACAGUAA